Messenger RNA from Mangifera indica (mango), 1097 nucleotides. Its product is annotated as probable E3 ubiquitin-protein ligase RHY1A. Gene Ontology annotation, cellular component: endoplasmic reticulum. The record is from RefSeq and is a predicted model, not a curated record. The transcript has 3 exons. Gene Ontology annotation, molecular function: ubiquitin-protein transferase activity. NCBI's taxonomy places the organism in Eukaryota, Viridiplantae, Streptophyta, Magnoliopsida, Sapindales, Anacardiaceae. Gene Ontology annotation, biological process: protein ubiquitination. Bases 251 to 934 code for a protein of 227 amino acids.
AAUUUGCUUUGUGCUACAUCUUCAAGACUUACUGUUAAAUUUUAGGUUAAAUUUUAAUAUUACAGAGAGAGCAGUAGAUGUGGACCAUGGCUGAUGGAGAUUGUUACAGUUGAUCUUCCUCAAUGGCAUGGACCCGGUUUUGUCUCCCACCACCUUUUAUUUUCUCUUUGUUUUGAAUCUUUCUGUCACCUGGGUUUCAUCUGUUGCAGCUUUUUUUUUUCUUUUCUCUCUGUAAGUAAUAAGUAUUUCCAUGGCGGGUUCGCUUCCGGGGGUUGAAUGUGCAAGAAGAAGAAGGUUUCAUCAGAGUGGAGGUUGUUCUGAUUCUCCAAGCAUGGCUGCCCAUGGCUGUUCGAGAAGAUCUUCCUUUUGUUUGUAUACAAGCAGCCAUGAUCAGACUCAUCACCAUGCUUCUUCUACGAUCUCUUCCCCGCAAAGAAGUAUAAUGAGUCAAGCAUCUGAGGAUGAGAAGCUAGGAGGAGCAGCUAGAGAAGCAAGAGAAAGACUAGAUGAGAGAUUCAAAACUAAAAGGAAAUUAGAAACCAAAAGGCAAUUGAGUGGUGGGAGGGAGAGCUUGAGGAGAGUAAAUGGGAGGCCAGCAGGGUCAGGAGAGUUGCAUACAGAAGUGUUUGGGCCAUCAAAGAGCUGCAGCAGUAGAAGUGGUUCAAGGAGGUUCAGUUGGUCAAAGUUAACCUGGAAGGCUUCUGAGCAAGACGACUGUGCAAUUUGUUUGGAAAGGUUCAAGCCGGGUGAGAGCUUGGUUCAUCUUCCAUGUGCUCAUAGAUUCCAUGGAAGGUGCCUGGUUCCAUGGCUAGAAGCCAAUGCUCAUUGCCCUUGUUGCAGAAUGAAAAUCUUGCCACCACCAUCACCAUCACCAUCACCAUUACCACCAUCAUUACCACCACCAUUACCACCACCAAAUUCAAUCAUUAAUUAAUCUUCUUCACCAUUUUUUUUCCUUUGUAGUUUCUUAAUUAGUAGAUGCCAAGGAAUUUGGAAGAAGAGUCUCAAUUUGUUCUCUUGUUACAGAGUUUGUAUGCAAAUAUUUGUAAUCAAUGCUUUGCUUCCAAUUAUAUAAUGCACUAUCUUAAUAAUGUAAA